UGUCUGUGUGAGGAGUUUAAGUGGCUCAGGUUUGGUGGUUUUGAGCUUUUUAACAGUUUAACCUCUGAGGUUCCAAGGUUCUGAGGAUGGCCCUGUGGACCAUGAUAAUCUCACUGGCACUUUUGCAGCUUGCUGUGACCGUCAGAGCACAGGGCAUCGUCUAUGAUUUGCUGGCAUCUCCUGACUGCCUGCCAGACCUUCUCCAGGGAGGUUUGAGGACCAAAGGACUGGAUGAGGCUUUCCUCCUGUCCUCCUUCAAGCUCCACAACAAGGUUCCUGCCCAGCUUUACAGCAUCAGCAACCCUACAGACUCCAGCAAGUACCUGGACCUCAGCGUUCAGGCCAAGCUCAACAAGGUCACUGUGCGUUACAUGAAGGCUGACGGUCGCUUUGGCACCACCAGUUUUAACCACGCCUCCCUGGCUGAUGGGAUGGAGCAUCAUGUGAUGCUGCAUGCCAGUGGGCUCAAUCAGCACAGCCCCCCUCGCAUUGCAGUGUACGUAGACUGCAGUCUGGUACACACGAUGGACGAACUACCUGCUGUGUUUGGGGCACUGCCACCUGGACCUAACAGGGUGGCACUUAGGACCCUGCAAUCCACUGUACAGGAUAAGCUGACUGACCUAAAGCUGGUGAUUGAGGACACCAUAGACAAUGUGGCUACUCUUCAGGACUGCAGCUCCCAGCAGAGAGAGUCACUGCAGCUCCUGGGCCUCCAGGGUAGACAGGACUCAUCUCAGAUUCUGGACCUUACCAAGAUGAUGUCAGAAAUGAGAGACCUGCUCCUUCAGCAGAUUAAGGAGACAGCCUUCCUGAGGAACACCAUCUCUGAGUGUCUGGCCUGUGGACUAGGGGGCAGUGAAUCCUCAGGUACAGCAAGAUCAAAGUGCGCUCCAGGAACGUGCUUCCUGCAGACCAUGUGCCUCCCGGCACAGGGAGGAGGGUUUGAGUGUGCCCCCUGCCCUGACGGGUACACAGGAGAUGGGGUAAAUUGCGAUGACGUAGACGAGUGCCAGUUUAACCCCUGCUUUCCUGGCGUGCGCUGUGUGAACACCGUGCCAGGGUUCCACUGUGAGAGGUGCCCUCUGGGAUACACAGGACCAGAAAUCAACGGAGUGGGGGUUGCCUAUGCGCAGGCCAACAAACAGGUUUGUCAGGACAUAGACGAGUGCCAGGGGCCACCAGACAACGGCGGGUGUACAGCAAACUCUUAUUGCCACAACUCAGUGGGUUCGUACCGCUGUGGGGAAUGUUUGAGUGGCUUCUCUGGGGACCAAGUGAGAGAUUGCCGAGGGGAGAGGCUGUGUGCCAAUGGCCUACCAAAUCCCUGUGACACCAACGCAGAGUGUGUGGUAGAGAGAGAUGGCAGCGUCAGCUGCAUGUGUGGUAUUGGGUGGGCAGGAAAUGGCUACGUGUGUGGAAAAGACACAGACAUUGAUGAUUAUCCUGACAGCAAACUCCAGUGCAGGGACAACAAAUGUGAAAAGGACAACUGUGUGUUUGUCCCUAACUCUGGCCAAGAGGACGCAGACAGGGAUGGGCUAGGAGAUGCGUGUGACGAUGACGCAGACAGCGAUGGGAUUGUUAACAUAGAUGACAACUGCUGGCUGGUUCCUAACGUAGACCAGAAAAACAGUGAUAAGGAUCUCCAUGGCAAUGCAUGCGACAACUGUGUUAUAACAGACAACCCAGACCAGAGAGACACAGACAAAGACGGGCUUGGAGAUAAGUGCGAUGACGACAUGGAUGGAGAUGGUCUGAAAAACAUUCUUGAUAACUGCCAGCGUGUGCCGAACACUGACCAGAAAGACAGAGAUAAUGACGGGGUGGGCGACGCCUGUGACAGCUGCCCCGAUAUGGUCAACCCCAACCAGUCUGACGUGGAUGACGACUUGGUGGGAGACACGUGUGACACCAACGUUGACAGUGAUGGAGAUGGACACCAAGAUACCAAAGACAACUGUCCUACUGUCAUCAACUCCUCUCAGCUGGACACUGAUAAAGAUGGAAAGGGAGAUGAUUGUGAUGAUGACGAUGACAAUGAUGGGGUACUGGAUGAUGUUGACAACUGCCGCCUGGUGGCAAACCCUGACCAGAAGAAAACUAAAAAAGACAGUAAGGUUGGGGAUGCAUGUGCUGGGGACUUCGACCGUGACAAUGUGAUUGACAUGAAAGAUAACUGUCCUGAAAAUGCUGAGGUGGCACUGACGGACUUCCGAGCCUAUCAGACGGUAGUAUUGGACCCCGAGGGCGACGCACAGAUUGACCCCAACUGGGUGGUUCUCAACCAGGGCAUGGAGAUAGUCCAGACCAUGAACUCUGAUCCUGGCCUAGCUGUAGGUUACACGCUGUUUAACGGCGUGGACUUCGAGGGGACAUUCCACGUCAACACGGUGACAGAUGACGACUACGCCGGCUUCAUCUUUGGCUACCAGGACUCGUCCUCCUUCUACGUGGUCAUGUGGAAGCAGACAGAGCAGACUUACUGGCAGGCUGUCCCCUUCCGAGCCGUGGCUGAGCCAGGCAUACAGCUGAAGGCAGUGAAGUCUAAGACUGGCCCAGGUGAGUACCUGAGGAACUCUCUGUGGCACACAGGUGACACCAGCGAUCAGGUGCGUCUCCUGUGGAAGGACCCCAGGAACGUGGGGUGGAAGGACAAGGUCUCCUACCGCUGGUAUCUCCAGCAUAGACCUCAGGUUGGAUACAUCCGGGCCCGGUUCUACGAGGGCUCAACCCUGGUGGCUGACUCUGGGGUGAGGAUCGACACUAGCAUGCGGGGGGGCCGACUGGGCGUGUUCUGCUUCUCUCAAGAAAAUAUCAUCUGGUCCAAUCUGAAGUACCGAUGCAACGACACCAUACCUGUUGACUAUCAGGAGUUCAGCGCGCAGCACUCCUACGAACAGUGAACAACUCCGGAGAUGAGGAGAGGAAGAAGAUAUGUGAAAGGAUGGUGUACUGAGAACGGAAAGUAGGAUACUGGAAUGGGAAUACAAAAGCAGCUUUAAGUGGGAGAGAAAGUUUUUUUUGACAAAGGGUCGUCUUUGAAUUUAAUCUAUAGUAUUAUACCUUUGUACUGUUGGUGGUUACUGUUGUUUGAGGGUGGUGAGAGAGGGGGAGGGGGGAGCCUGACGGAGACAGUUCAUUAAGGCUUCCAGUCACACACGUUAACAUAUAGAAUAUCACUCUGCCAUGCACUUUCUAAUGGAAGAGCAUAUUUCUCAUUCCUGAUUAACUGUACAAUUGAAAUCAACAAUCACAUUUUAUGCUAACUGUAGAGGUACUCUGUUCUUUAAUAUCUACAUUGUGUAUAUGUCAUGAUAUAACUCUAACCCUAUCAUCCAUGUUGCUUAGUUUGCUGAUGAUAAAGAUGUUGAGCAUUU
This is a messenger RNA of Osmerus eperlanus (European smelt), 3380 nucleotides long. RefSeq names its product thrombospondin 4a (gene thbs4a). The record is from RefSeq and is a predicted model, not a curated record. Gene Ontology annotation, cellular component: extracellular region. The transcript is spliced from 23 exons. Gene Ontology annotation, biological process: cell adhesion. Gene Ontology annotation, molecular function: calcium ion binding. Bases 87 to 2906 code for a protein of 939 amino acids. NCBI's taxonomy places the organism in Eukaryota, Metazoa, Chordata, Actinopteri, Osmeriformes, Osmeridae.